Vitrella brassicaformis is the source of this 1770-nucleotide messenger RNA. Lineage: Eukaryota; Vitrellaceae. The record is from the annotation of a GenBank genome assembly.
GCGAUUGGUAAUAAAGUGAGUGUGGACGAAAACUGUCAUGUACCUCUGGCUGACAAAGAGCGCAGUGCUGAUAUACAUAGGAUGUCGAGACGAAAAAAGUCAAGCAUACCAUGCAGCACAGACGACGUAUACACAUUACUGCAACAGCAGGCGGAAAAGGAUGACAUUGUGUACGUGGGAUGACCACGGCUUCAAAUGUGCAAAUGCCAAUACUCCCCCUCCACUCCCCCAUCAUUCUUCACACAACAGCAGCGCCUCCCCGGCUCGGCUCUUCCAGUGUGGCUGUGCUGGUCUGGUUGCGAAACAGCCGAUGCUGCCCGAUGCACGCCGUCCGCACCCACAAGGCACCGAUACACGAGCACCCCGCGGCCAUCACGAGGGCGGCACAAAUAAAUGCAACAGGGUGGUUGGCGCGAUCGGCCACCCGAUCGGCCACCCAGCCAGCAAACGGUGCGCCACCACAGCCGGCGAUACCGAUACCCAUAUACAGGAAGCCCAGGGCCCCUGGCAACCGAUGAGUGCCGAACAGCUGAGCCACCACAACAGGUGUCAGCGAGAUCCGGGCACCCCAUACGAUAAAGGUCGGCAGCACUGUGUGCGCAUACAUACACCGACACAUACGAUAAAGACACGCAUAUUUCCCUGCACAUACACAGACACCACCUACACGCACACACACGUACCUGCAUACAGACGUACGACUGAGCGUCAUACCCAUCUGUGUAUAGAUGCUUACACGUGUCAGAUGUGCGGACGGCUGUCUGACCGUCAGAGUGUCCACGUGAGAUCUGCACCUGCAUACAUGCACACAUCAACACACAGCGCGCACACGUGCGUACCCAUACACUGACGAAUGCGCCGCAUUCCUUCAGCUCACCCAUCACGAUGCAAUACACGCUCGACCAACACGAAACUCUCCAGCUGUGUAGACGAAGCCUGCGCACACACACGCAGACCCAUUCCCAGCAGAUGAGAUGCAUGGUCACACCCCCUGACCGGCACUCCUUCCCUCACCUCGAACCAGCCAGCAGGAUCAUGGCGCAUCGAAGAUCACGCACAGCAGCAGAGGAACGAAUGGCGAUCGAUGCGGACAAAGGGACACCUGCACACAUCGCACCAGCCGACACACAUACGAAUACCCACAGAUGUGGCCAUCGAUGCGUGUGUGAUACCUGUCAUGGUGGCGGACGAUCGACGACGGGCAGUUGUGUACACAUGAGUACACGCAUUUCUCCGCCUGCAUAGACACAUCGGCACACAGCGAACACAGACAGGCGCUCUCGGCGAGCGAUCGAGUGAGAGAACGCAGAACCCAUCGUUCACAGCGCACACAUACCGACACAUAGGCAGACGAAUGCCUCGCACCUGUGUCUGUGGGCACACAUACACAAACCGCAAUGCCCUCAAUCACACACACGUGUGCCGCACACGUAACGUACCUUAUCGAUGUGAGUCCGAUUCCUCUCCUUCGCCACGUACGUACGCGCACCUGAUACACAUCAUCAAGCCCUCGUGCGCCACACCUACUUCGCGCAGCACGAUGCAAAACACAUACACACCUCGUUCGCUCGCCUCAUCUCCUCUCGAUGACCAGCCUGAUGCACCCCUCGACGCAUAGGUGGACCCUGUACACACAGACAAGCAAAACAAACACAAACAAGAUGACCAGCGCGAUUUGCUUCGUUUACGAGUGGCGAUUGUUUCCUUCGUUUGGCGUUGGUUCAUCCCAUUGUUUUGACCCUCCUCUGCCCCUGUCAGUCACCUGCACAC